Ostertagia ostertagi is the source of this 648-nucleotide messenger RNA. The record is from the annotation of a GenBank genome assembly. NCBI's taxonomy places the organism in Eukaryota, Metazoa, Nematoda, Chromadorea, Rhabditida, Trichostrongylidae.
AUGAAAUUUAUUGCUGAAUUUGGCUUUGAAUACCAGAUAAGCCCUGGAUGGAUUUCUCUGUGCCUUCAGAUCGGUGCUCUCUUCCCGGUACAUCGACAGAUCGCCGGCUCCGAGUCAUGCGGACAGAUCUGGGAGCAGUACGGUAUUCAACGGACGGAGAUCGCCCUACGUACUGUACGCGAACUGCAAGAUCAGUUACCGUUUCGACUUGGGAUAUCAGUACGGGACUCGUGUUGGACGGAACGGAUCGCCAUGGAGCAGACGAUUGCGUUUCUGCGCGAAGGCGUUGCCCAAUGCAGUUGCUGUCAAACACCCGGAUGCAACAAGAAGAGCGUUGCCGGUGGUCGCCAUUGUCGGUCCCGGCAAGAGCUCAGCGACGAUAGCCGUCCAAAAUCUUAUCCAGGUGGUCGCGGACGCAAAUGUCGCGAGAGUAUGUGGCCACCAGCACCGCCCCGCGCAGUCCGCGGCUUAGCCGAAAGUGCGAGAAAUGGUGGUUCCGAAUCCCUCAAAUCGGUUACUCGGCGACACACCGAUCUGUCGACAAAUGAGCAGUUCGGUGUUGUUCCGUCCGAUGUGUGGCAAGCUCAAGCUAUCAAUCGUCUUCUUCAUCAUUACAAUUGGACCUACAUCGCCGUUCUCUAUUCCGCA